This is a messenger RNA of Miniopterus natalensis, 681 nucleotides long. NCBI's taxonomy places the organism in Eukaryota, Metazoa, Chordata, Mammalia, Chiroptera, Miniopteridae. The record is from RefSeq and is a predicted model, not a curated record.
AUGUUCGGGAAACCAGACAAAAUGGACGUUCGGUGCCACUCGGACGCAGAGGCUGCCCGGGUCUCCAAGAACGCGCACAAGGAGAGCCGGGAGGGCAAGGGCGCGGAGGGGAGCCUGCCCGCCGCCUUCCUCAAGGAGCCGCAGAGCGCCUUCUCGGCGGCGGGCGCCGCGGAGGAUUGUAACAAAAGUAAAUCCAAUUCCUCCGCCGACCCGGAUUACUGCCGCCGGAUCCUGGUCCGAGAUGCCAAGGGGUCCAUCCGAGAGAUCAUCCUGCCCAAGGGGCUGGACCUGGACCGGCCCAAGAGGACGCGCACGUCCUUCACCGCGGAGCAGCUCUACCGGCUGGAGAUGGAGUUUCAGCGCUGCCAGUACGUGGUGGGCCGCGAGCGGACCGAGCUCGCCCGGCAGCUCAACCUCUCCGAGACCCAGGUGAAGGUCUGGUUCCAGAACCGGCGCACGAAGCAGAAGAAGGACCAGGGGAAGGACUCGGAGCUGCGCUCGCCGGUGCCCUCGCUGCUCGGCUCGGUCGCCGGCCGCCUGUCCUCCGCGCCGCUGGCCAUGGCCGGCUCGCUGGCCGGCAAUUUGCAAGAACUCUCCGCCCGCUACCUGAGCUCCUCGGCCUUCGAGCCUUACUCCCGGACCAGCAAUAAAGAAGGCGCCGAGAAAAAAGCGCUGGACUGA